Molecule: messenger RNA, 1750 nt
Organism: Pundamilia nyererei
Lineage: Eukaryota; Metazoa; Chordata; Actinopteri; Cichliformes; Cichlidae
Gene: marveld1
Product: MARVEL domain containing 1
Exons: 1
Coding region: 733-1218 (161 amino acids)
Biological process (GO): myelination
Cellular component (GO): membrane
Molecular function (GO): structural constituent of myelin sheath
Source: RefSeq, a predicted model, not a curated record
CUGGUGCUGUACGAACAGACGGUGUAUUAUCAUGGCAUGUUAGAGCGGAAAGGCAAAGUGGAGAACAAUGCCACAUCUGGAUAAUAAAGAAGAAAAAUAAGCGCUUCCCGCUGGUUACCUAUUAAACAAGGGCUUGGCACAACGGGUAGCCUAUAUUUUUGAUCUGGCAGAUUUUAGACCGGAUGCCCUUCCUGACGCAAUCCCAAAGGGAUGUGUGUCUCCUCCUGGAAUCGAGGCAUGGAUUUUUCAGCCGAAAGAAACUAAAGUUUCUUGGCUCUAAAGUUGAAGCGUCGAGGUUUGAUGUUUGUACAUGCAUGUUAUACAUUCCGUCACACUGGUAUAUAAAAAGGGGAACUACACGAGGAAUCUAUCAGCGGAUGGGUGAAGUGUUCGUUCAGUCCAGCAGAGGAGGAGCAGGCUUUGAAUUACAGGCCACCCCCUAUCCAUCUCCCAGCCCCCCUACACAGAUGCAACAUUCAACGGAGGAAAAACGGAAAAGACGAAACACACAAGAAGGUUUAUCAUUUCAAAACUCCGGAGCUGUGGAAAGAACAGAGAGUUCCUUUUUAACCCCACACUCACCCGCUUUUGUCCCACCAGAAGCCCGGCCCUCCAGGCCUUUUAUUUUCACACUUUGCCCAUCUUUUCCCCAGCUGUUUGCAGCUGGCAAAAAAGCACCCGCCCUGUUCGGGAAAAAGUGGACCGAGAGUGACCGGAGGAGGAGAGAGAACGAUGCCACCCGAACCUCCCCAGCCGCAGGUGAGGGGGAACAUCCUGAAGUUCCUCAGGAGUUUUAUGGGAAUUACGCGGAUCCUGCAGAUCGUGUUCGGAGCCUGCCUGUGGGUAACCAUCGCCGCCAACAAAUACGGGGGGUCUAUCCACUUCGUGCUGUUCGUCGCUGUCUUCUUUUGGCUCCUCACCCUGGCCCUUUUCUUCCUCACCCUGCUGGACAAGCAGGACCUCGUGCCUUUGCUGGGAGGGGAUCGCUGGUCGUGCACCAACCUGGCGCACGACGUGGUCGCCGCGGUGCUCUACCUGCCGGCCAUUGGCGUCAUGUUCCACAAUACCAAUCGAAACUCAUUCUGCAACUUGCCUCAGUACAUCCAUCCAUGUCUGUACAAAGUCUACCUGACAGCCGCUGUGUUCGCCUGCUUCUGCUGGCUGGCUUACCUCCUGUCCGUUAUUUUUGGAGCGUGCAGAAAGUGUCAAAGAGGGUGAAAUGUUGAGCAGCGUGGAAGCUUAAGGGUGGUCAUGGCAAGAUGAGGAAUAGUUAACGUCACUGUAAUUUCACUCAGCGGUUACUCUAAUCUCUGUUUUCUCCUCUCUCUUAACAAUCCACGGUGGUGGUGAAACAGGAUCGGCCACCGUUUUCUCGGUGUGUGUUUGAUGGUUACUAACAUGAAAGAGACCUGUUGGUAUGGUGGCUAAGUGCCGUGUAUUGUCUCCUUGUUAAACUCAACAAUAGCCUUUGUAGUUAUGAAGACUCUUAUAAUAUUAAUGUAUGGACUUGUUAUUGUGGCCUAGCAGUAUAUUUAGUGGUAACAGUGAAAUGGCCUUAACAUAGCCUACAUUUUGCAGAUUACGGUACUAUUGAUACUUGUUAACAGUCCACCUUAAACUUUUUUUAAAUAGAAUUGCUACAGUUGUUUUAACAGGGGUUUAUUUUCAUUACCUUUUUAAAUAUAUUUUUAUGUUUACUUAUUUUUUACUAAAAGGUUGGACUGAAAAAUCAGUUUGUUUGUUUGUUUGU